This is a messenger RNA of Mus caroli (Ryukyu mouse), 4227 nucleotides long. It is a transcript of the gene Shc4, whose product is annotated as SHC adaptor protein 4. Gene Ontology annotation, biological process: cell surface receptor protein tyrosine kinase signaling pathway; intracellular signal transduction. NCBI's taxonomy places the organism in Eukaryota, Metazoa, Chordata, Mammalia, Rodentia, Muridae. Gene Ontology annotation, molecular function: receptor tyrosine kinase binding. The record is from RefSeq and is a predicted model, not a curated record. Gene Ontology annotation, cellular component: plasma membrane.
UGAAAGUUCCCGUGCGCAGAGGGAAAGGGGGUAAAUAUUUCUGCUAAGGCUAGAGGCGUGGUGGCACCCGCUGCCCCAGCCUGGGGGACGGGACUCCGGGGCGAGGACACCCCCGCUCCCACCCCACCCCCACCCCCGCGCUCCGGGGGCCUCUGCCAGGGCCUGGAAGGGCUGGCCUGCAAUCAGAGCUGGGGAGGCGUCCUCCGGGACUGUCAUCCUUGAGCAGUCUCGGACCCGGGCUGGUGACCGCCAGAGCAGAAGUGAGAGGUGACUGUGGCGUGGGUCUACCGGACUACGAGGCACUUUAGGCUGCGGUGCCCAGUCUCAGCACUGCUAAGGCUAUGCGAGAACGCAGCCAGGACAGCCAGGCAGGACUCACGCUGUAUGUAGGACUCUUUGGGCACCUGGGGAUGCUUCACAGGACCAAGUACAGCCGCUUUCGGAACGAGUCCAUCACGUCUUUGGACGAAGGGAGCCCCGGAGGCUCCGUUGGAAACAAGGGCUCGUCGCCGCCUCCCUACCCAGCCCUGGCCCCUCACCUGCCGACUGAGGAUGCCACUGUGUCCAGCCAGGAAAGCCCCACGGCGCUGUGCACCUUGAUUCCCCGUAUGGCAAGCAUGAAGCUGGCCAACCCCAUUACUUUUCUGGGUCUGAAAACCUUCUGCUUGGGUACGAAACAGGUGAGCCGGUUGAAGCUCCAAGAGAACCAGGAUCAGACUCCAAGUCGUCCAGUGUCCCCGGAAACCAAUCUAAAUAGGACUGGGCCUGUACCUGCACCGGAUCCGGACCAGGUGGGACGCAGGCCCACCUCUUUGCGUCCUGAUACUUGCCCACUGCCUGGCCCUGGAGAACCAAGCCCCAGGAGUAAGCAGGACGGGCCCCCUCUGCAGCACCUGUUGGGGAACGGUCUGAACUACUGUGUGCGGUACAUGGGCUGCAUUGAAGUGCUACAAUCAAUGAGGUCACUGGAUUUUGGAAUGAGAACCCAAGUUACAAGGGAAGCAAUAAGUCGCCUGUGUGAAGCUGUCCCCGGGGCCCAUGGAGCCAUUAAAAAACGAAAGGCUCCCGUUAAGUUCCUGACAACGGUUCUUGGCAAAAGCAAUCUUCAGUUUUCAGGAAUGAAUAUAAAACUGACUGUUUCAACAAGCAGCCUCACACUGAUGAACCUUGACAACCAACAGAUUAUUGCAAAUCACCAAAUGCAAUCGAUUUCAUUUGCCUCUGGAGGGGACCCUGAUACCACAGACUAUGUUGCCUAUGUAGCUAAAGAUCCAGUCAACCAACGAGCGUGCCACAUACUGGAGUGUCGCAGUGGAAUGGCCCAAGACGUCAUAAGCACCAUAGGGCAGGCCUUUGAACUCCGGUUCAAACAGUACUUGAAAAAUCCUUCCUUGAACACUUGGGAAAGGGAGGAGGUGCUUGUUGAUGGUGUCCCUGAAGACAGAGACCAUGACUAUUACAACUCCAUCCCGGGGAAGCAGCCACCCGAAGGCGGCAUUUCAGAUGUGCGCAUCCAGGCUCAAGCUACAGACCAAAUGGCUUACUGCCCUAUCCGGUGUGAAAAGUUGUGCUAUUUGCCUGGGAACUCCACGUGCAGCGGUGUGUAUAAGAACUGUAUGGGACGGAGCAGGCCAAUAGGUAUCCCGCACGAGAGAGUGGGGCAGGGUGACGCACCAUCGCUGAGGCACUUCUGGAGAGUGGAUCUCUUUGACGACCCUUGCUAUGUCAAUACACAGGCUCUUCAGAGUAUGCACAGCUAUGCUGGAAAUCAAAGCUCAGCUCUGCCACAGGGGAGCCCCUGGCACCUCGGAAAGGCACCAGAAACUGUGCAGCCGGGAGCCACGGCCAAGCCUGGGAGCACACUCGCUUUGCCACACAUUAGGCAGCAGCUGUGGGACGAGGAGUGCUUCCAUGGCAAGCUGAGCAGAGGGGCAGCGGAGAAACUUUUGGUGAAGGAUGGGGACUUUUUGGUUCGAGAGAGUGUGACAUCUCCCGGCCAGUUUGUACUGAGUGGACUGCAAGGUGGCCAGGCCAAGCAUCUUCUCUUGGUGGAUCCGGAAGGCAAGGUGAGGACCAAGGACCAUGUGUUUGAUAAUGUUGGCCACCUUAUCAAAUACCAUAUGGAUAAUAAUUUGCCAAUCAUCUCUUCUGGAAGUGAAGUACGCCUUAAACAACCAAUAAGAAAAUAUGAUAACACAGGACUUUUGCCCCCCAAGAAAUGACUCCUGGAACUAUGUCAGUGCUAUGAGAAGCAUAUUCCUUUGGUGCCAGGAACAGUGACCGCUCACCCCUUUUCUUCACACAAAGUAGAACACAGACUGUGAAACAUGUCUUUCUUAGACCGCCACGGACCAGGUCUUUUAUAAAACAUAGAAGUAACAAACUAUCUUCUGAGUAUGAAAAUCAGAGAAUAAGAAUUUUGGUCCAUUUGAAAAUGCGAUACUCAUCUGCACGGAGGUCACUUUUUAAAGGUCACAUUGCAUUGAUGAAAAGCUAAAAGCACAACUACAAUUUCAUAUGCUAAAGACAACUUGAACUGCUCAGGCAGUGGUAUGUGCCUUUACCUUGAUAAUCCGGGGACAUUUUCCUAUGGGGGAGAUUAGUUCCAAGUGUCUUCACGUUCUAUAGCUACAGAACCAGUUGCCAAAAAAGUUCUUCCUUGCUAAAAACAGCAAGAAGAAGCAUUUUGACUAGUAGUGUUGACUUUAUUACAUUUUGUUUAGUAGCACUUUUGGCUGCCAUGUUAACAAUGACACUGACAUCAAAUUCAGACUGUGUCUGUGCUUGUGGAAUGAAAGCAAACACCACUGAUGGUUUCCCAGUUCUGUCUCGUUUCCUGAUUGAGAGGUUGGGGCUCAAAUUCACUGGCCAGCGUUCCUCAGUCUUUGCUAUCUGAACUGUUCGUAGGCAGCAUGGGACACAUGCAGGAAGCCAAAUCUCUUGGUUAGUUCUGGAGUAUAUGGUUAUAAAAGACAGCAAACAAAGCCAUCGUUCUUUAUGCUCAGCCCAUACUGGUGCCAUUGAAAAUGCAUAAGGCAAUUUAAAGUAUACGAAAAUCUCCUUGUGACUGGCUGCCACUGUGCCCUGGUGUCACCUCGGUGUGUGUCCUGUCACCAUCUGUACGUGUGAUCAGACAAAAUGCAGAAGGGCUGGGAAAGGUCGUCUACACACCGGACAAUGGUUCAAUCAGUGGUGAGAUUAAGAAUUCUCAGAGAAGCCCAAGGCUCAGACUAUUCACCACUGUGAGUCUUGGCAGGUUGCUAAACCUGUCUGGAUUCCAGUUUUCUUGCCCAUAAGAUGAGGGAGCUUGAGGUGCACUCAGAGGGCCGUUGCUAUCCUAACAUGGUAGUUUUAUUCUUUGUUAAAAGUUAACACUGAUAAGCAGACUGUGCAGUUGAGGGCAAAUAUUUAAGAUUUUUUCCCUUUAUUCUGUGUCUAUACUCUACAGAUAAAGGGUUUAGCCAAAUAACACUCUCAUUAGUCUGACCCCAAGUGUUUCAGCAUAAAGCAGGUAAUGUUGGUUUAGUGGAUCUGGUUGUUUUUAGUAAUAGCAGAAAUGCUUCAGUCAGUCCUUACUUGCCUGUGCAUAUAAAGAUACAGUCAUUACAGGAGAGGGAGAGAGAGAGAGAGAGAGAGAGAGAGAGAGAGAGAGAGAGAGAGAGAGAGAGAGAGAGAGAUCCUAAGCUUUCUGGAUAGUUAUCUCAACACCACUUCAUUUUGGCUAAGUAGAGACAACUUAACCUUUGUGAUUAUGAUGCAUUUGGUAAGUUUUAAGUAUAGUAUGGGAUCAUUCCUAUGGGUAGGAAUCAUCAGAAAUCAAGUACAUUGAAGCCUGGCAUUUUUACAUAACAACUCACCAUUUUAUUUCUGUCGCCACUGGCUUCUUAGGUAGGUUUGUUUCCUUUCCACAGCUAGAAAGUCGUGUAUAUUUCAUUGCUUUUCCUCCAUCUAUCUUAGGUCUUAAUCAUUUUUCUUCAUAAGAGGGAUCAGCAUAGUGAUAGGGACUCAUAGGUAACCUGCAGCAGAGACAGGGCGGGCCUAUUGCCUCCUUCCAGCUGGGGAACGCAGACUGGGUGGCCAGUGGAGUUCCAGAUGCAGGGGGCACUGUGGUGUGAGCCGCACGCAUGGGCAGUCAACGCUGGACUGGUGCUGUUGUAGCCUGGAAGGCAGAUGCUGCACUUUCAGAUGCCAUAGACACUGUUCACCAACCCUAAAAGAUGUAAGAAA